UUGGCGUUUCACUCUGCUUCACACUGCUACUUCUCUUCUCUCUCUCUCUCUCUGUAACAACACAACAAAACACAUAUCCAACAUUCUCUUAAACCCCAAACCCUCUCCAUCAUCUCCACGAGAAGCUAUCUAGCUACCUAGCUCUUACUCUACUCUUUAAAAAACCAGCUUCUUUUCCUUCUCUACAGUACACUUCUCUUUGGUCUAAGCUCUCAAUGUAACACGGUGCCUUUUCUCCUUAAUUCUUCUCUUUUAAAACCCACCAUCCUUUCCUAAAUCUUUUUUCAACUCUGUUUUUUUUUUUGCUUUGAUCUUUCCUCUCCAUGGCUACUCCACUUUCGCUAUUUCUCAUGCCUAACAAUGAUAACAAACAAGAACCUACCCAGACCAUGGCCAUAAGCACCAAACCAGCUGAACCGGCAAGAAGAAGUACUGCUACUAAUCAGAGCAAAAGGCCUACCACCAGCAAAUGUCAAACUCGCAAGAAACAAUGCCAAAGAGGCAUGGGAGUAGCUCAACUUGAAAGUUUAAGGAUUCAAGAAAGAUGGAAGGCUAUUACUGAAGCGAACCAGAAUAUUGGUGCUCUCAAUCUCCAACCCACCCAGCAGUUACAUGAUCACUACCCGUCUAAUUAUAAUACUGAUAAUAAUAAUCAAAUGCUGCAGUAUGGUACUACAGUUAACCGUGGUGUGCCAAUGAGUAGUAAUGGUGGUGUUUUUAAUGGUUUCUUGGGUUGGGAUCACCAGGGUGGUGUGGUGGUUAAGAGGGUUGAUGGGUUUAAUGUGAAUAAUAAUGAUGGGUUUGGGUCGGGUCAGGUUUUUGUUAACCCGUAUUUGGUUGGAUCAGUUCCGGUUCAUCAGGUUGGGGCUCCUGCUCCUGUCUUUGAGGCUUCGAAAGAGCUCUCUUCAAUCCCAAAAGUAAUGCAGCAUCAGCAAUACGAGCCUUCUCGUUGUGAUCUUUGCUUUAAGAUGGGUGGAUUCAGUGCCAGAGCUGCAAGGAGUGCUCCCUACGCCAAUCACAACCACAACAACAAUGAGGGUACUUCAGAGGUGAUGGCAGUUCACAGAAAGGGCAAUAACCCAUUGGGCAGAAAUGUUAUCAUGGAAUAUGAGUUUUUCCCUGGAAAAAAUGGUGAAAACACUUGUUUCAAGGAGAUGGAAUUUCCCCCUCCAGAAGCUUCAGUUGCAGUGGGAACUGGUGAAGCUUUUUGUGUUACAACUUACUCUGAUUACAGUGGUUACAGUGCAUCUAAUGCUUCUAAUUCUAUUGACUUGUCUCUGAAGCUUUCAUAUUAGAUUCAAAGAAACAUGUCUGGUUAUGGUUAAUUUUUUAUGUUUUUUCAAUAUCUGUGUGAUUACCCAAACCUAAACACAGCUUAUAAUUUCCCUUUUGUUCUUAAACUAAUUAACAGCAACGCC
Messenger RNA from Populus trichocarpa (black cottonwood), 1418 nucleotides. RefSeq lists its product as uncharacterized. The record is from RefSeq and is a predicted model, not a curated record. Lineage: Eukaryota; Viridiplantae; Streptophyta; Magnoliopsida; Malpighiales; Salicaceae. Gene Ontology annotation, molecular function: DNA-binding transcription factor activity. The transcript has 3 exons. Bases 324 to 1295 code for a protein of 323 amino acids.